Molecule: messenger RNA, 4279 nt
Organism: Eupeodes corollae
Lineage: Eukaryota; Metazoa; Arthropoda; Insecta; Diptera; Syrphidae
Gene: Akap200
Product: A-kinase anchor protein 200
Exons: 6
Coding region: 403-3150 (915 amino acids)
Source: RefSeq, a predicted model, not a curated record
AAUUUGUCUCGUUUUGUCGUCCAAGACGUUACAACAUUACGAGUGAACAAAUUUAAGAAGAAAAAUUAAAUAUACCAUAAAACCUAACCUAUCUUUUUCUAUACCUACAGAUAAAACCCUUUUGAAACAUCUUCUUGUGAUUGUGAUUUUUUGUGGGACGUGAUUUUGUGAUCUAUCUUUAAAGUUUAAACAAUUGGUGUUAUUUUUGUCCGUUUAAUUUAAAAUUGCAAAAUUCAGUUGUGUCUGGAACAAAUUAUUUGGAUAAAUAAUCCUAUGGGAUAAAACGAACAAACAUUUUUAAAAAGAUAUUAGAAUACAAAUUCAAAAAAGGAGCCAAAAAUCAACUAAAAGACUAAUUUUUUCUGCUCAAGAGCUAAACAUUUAAACAAAAGAUUUAAAAAAAUGGGUAAAACACAAAGUAAACGAUCUGUCGAUAUAACCACAGAGCCCAAAAAGGAUGGCAUUGCCGAAGAAGGCACCGGCAAGUUGGAAAAAAUCGAAGAUGCCGACCAAUUGAAGCCACAAGUGAAUGGAGACACAAAUCAAUUGGAGAAUGAGGCAACUGAAAAAACCACAGCUGACACUGAAAAUGAAAAAGACCUAUCGACCGAAAAAGAACAAAAUGCUGCUGCUGCCUCUUCGUCCACUCCUGAAUCACCAACUACAGAUGUUGGAGCAAGUGGUGAUGCUACCGCUGCCGCUGCUGCUGCUGCAGCAGUAGCAACAACUCCAGAAGGUGCUGCUGCUGCUUCUGCCGAUGCAAAUGAAAGCAAAUCUGAUGCUGCUGCUACUGUUGCAACUGACGCCGCUGCUACUGCUGCUGCAGAUACAACAACUGAAAAUGGUGAAAGCAGUAAAAAACCAAAGAAAGAGAAAGUCAAAAAGAAAUGGUCAUUCCGAAACAUUUCAUUCGGCAAGAAGGACAAACAAAAGCCAUCCAAAAAAGAAGAGGGAACUGCCGCUAGUGCAGCAGCAACUGCAACAACUGCCACCAAUGGUGAAUGUGAAAAAGUUCCUGAAGAGGCAGCUGAAGAAUCUGCUGCAGCCGUCGCUGCCCCUGCCGAUGCCGCUGAAAAACCAACUGAGACAAAAGCUGAAGAUACAGCCGCUGUUGCUCCAACAACGCCAGCCACAGAAGAACAAAAGCCUGUUGCUGAAGUAGCUGCCAUCGCCGAAGAAGAAAAACCAACAACUCCCGCUGCUGCUGAAUCAGCGCCAUCAACGACAAAUGGAGAUGCAGCACCAGCUGAAAAAGCUGCUGCCAUUGAAUCGAUCCCAGAACCAGCUGCCGUCCCCGCAGUAGCAGCUGCCCCAUCUAUCGUUGCUGAAGAAGUUAAAAUGCCAGAGCCUGUUGCUGAAGUAGCAGCAGUUCCAGCACCAGCACCAGUACCAACAACCAAUGGUACAUCCGAAAAGAAUGACAUUAACGAAACGGUGGAAGAAGAUGCUAAAGCGUUAAACGGCACAGCCGCUGAAUCGCCAAAAAUCGAGGUAAAAACUGAAAACGAUGAAAAAUCUAAUAAUACGAUUGCUGCCGCCAGCGAUAUGGUUGUGGUUUCUCAAUCAUUAUUAUUAGAAGAGAAACCAUUAACUUCAGACGCUGGUGGUGAUCAAGUUCAGAAAUCUUUAAUUGAAUCCGAUCAAGAAAAAGAAAAUAAAAAUGAAAAAGAACAAGUUAUAACUUGCAUUGAACAAACUCCGAAAGAACUAACUACUAGCGGUGGUGAAUCUAUUGAAUCUGUUGCACAAAAUAGUCCCCCACCUCCUCUCCCUUGCUCCCCUCCCCCUUCACAGGUGAUGGUGUUUGCAUUAAGUGAUGAGGAAUCUCAAGUUGCUAAUUCGACAGAAACCCAAGAAGAAGAGAUUGUAGCAGUAACAGAAGCAGCAGCAGCAGAAACUACUGCAGCUCCUGCUGAUGCUGAGUUGAUUGAAAAAUCUCUCAUUGAAUCGGUUCUCUCACAAGAGAAACCAAAACCAAUUGACGAAGAAAAACUUCCUGAAAUUGUAGCUCCAUCAACUCCAGAACCACCACAAACCAUAGAAGAAGUAGUUGCCCCAGCCACUCCUGAACCAAAAGAAGAGGAAGAAAUUAUCGAAGCUGCUCCAUGUACGCCUGAAAAAAAUCUUCUCACUACAACUGAAGUGAACAUUAUUCCAGCCACACCAGAGCCAACAACUGAGGUAAAGGUUACCCCAGCAACUCCAGAGAAUCCACCAACUGAGGUCAAUAUCAUACCAGCUACCCCUGAAAUUCCCGAAUUACCUGAAAUCAUCCAAGAAGAAGUUGCCACACCACAAGAAAUCAAAGAGGAACCCAUUCAAGAAACCACAAGUGAACAGCAGCAGCACGAGACUGAAAGUGAAGUGAUGGCAUCAUUGGAAGAUGAAGAAGACGUCCUACCGCCACCACCACCACCAACUGAAAUCGAUAUUGAUCAAUCCGAAAGUUCAGCGAUACCAUCGAGUAUUGCCGAAAUCGAAAAUAACGCCGCUGAACAAGAUGAAAUCACGGCUCAGACUAUUGCACUAAUCGAUGAGGUAACACAACAGGCAGCUUUAUUGAUCGAAAAGAAUCAACAAGAGUCCGCAGCUGAGCAACAGGAAUCCCCCGAUCAGUCUGGCACUGAAGAGGAAACUAAAUGCAAUUCACCACCAACUGCUGAAGAAGAUAUUCCAUUACCACCAUCACUACCAGCACCCGAACAAUUAUUAUUACAAUCCGAAACUCUUCCUGAAUCAUCACCCGCUUCCUCCGAUAAUGAUAUUGAAAAUGGUCAUCAUCACGUCGAACUCAUAACAUCAUCACAGGAUUCACAACUAGAAUCCCAAACUAACCGAAUAGAAGAUGAAAUCGAAGCAUCACAAGAAACAGCUGCAACUCCUGAACCACCAACAUCAAAUGGAAAUGAUACAACAACAUUAACAACUGGUACAACGAAUGGUGAUGAAGUGGAAUCGCAUACAAUCUCUUCAGCAACAAAGGAGAAUGGAAUUGGCGAGAACCAUGAACAACCAGCCGAAACAUCAGCGACAGAGAGCCUGAAUGGUGGAGUUGAACACAAGACUAUUGAGGAAAUGAAGGCUGAUCAUCAAAUUGAAAAAGUAUCGAACGACGUGGUAACGCAGGAAGUAGCCAUUGUGGGCGAAUAAUUUCAUUGAUAUUAUUAUAUAUUUUAUAAAUAUUAUUAGUUUCUCUUUUUUAAAAACAAACAAAAACAAAAAACAACACACAAAAACACAAAACAAAAAUAAAACUUCACUAUCCCCUAUAUACACACUCAACAACAACAAAAACAACAAACAAAAAUUAACACACACAAUAAAACACAAACACACAAAUUCACACUCAUUCUGAUACAAAUAAUAAUAAUAAUAAAAAAAAAUAUACAACAAAAUAUAAAUAUAUUAACUUGCUAAAUAUUAAAAAGAAAAAGAAAAACUCAAACUUACUCAAAAUAAACAAAAAAUCAAACAGCAACAAAUUCGAAGCGAAUCAAAUGAGAAUUUAUUUAAAAUUAUAUUAAACGAAAAAAAGAAAAAACAAACAAAAAUAAAUAAAUAAAUAAAUAAAUUUAAAUAUGAAUAUAAUGUAUGUAUGAAUAUGAAAAAUAAGGGAUAUUCACAUCUAAAUGCUAAGUAAUUCUGUAGGGAAAUAAUAAAAAAAAAGAAAUAAUAAAAUUAAAACAAAAGAAAAAGUCUGCAAAAAAAAACAGGACUUCCAAAAUUGUACACAUACACAUAAUAGACACACUCCCCUUAAUCCUCAUUCCCCCCAUAACCACUCUCCACACUCACAUUCAAGAAAAAUAAUAACAAAAUUCUAUAAAUUUAGAAGUUAUAUUAAACAUUAAAAUCCAAUUUACUUAUUUUGUUUUAUACGUACACGUUUUCUUUUAUAGAUAUUAUAUAUAAUGCAUAUACAAAACAAAAAUAAAAUUUAAAAGAACAAAUUUAAUUUAUAGUUUUAUUUUAUUUUCUUAAAAGAAAAAAACCCUAAAAGUUGUAUACAAGAAAAAGGAAAACAUACAAAAACAUAAAAUUGUAAAAUAUCCCGCGCAAAACAAAAAAAAAAACAUUAAAAAAAAUUAAAAAAUAAAAACAUAAAAACAUCGCAUUAACAAGCUCAUUUUAAACUUUAUAUGUUUCGGUUACUUUAUUAUUCAUAUACAUUUAUAAUAUUUGUUUAAAAAUAAAAUAUAAAUCAACAAAAAUUUAAGUAGUUUGUGUACAUUGUUUGUUAUAUAGGUUGCAACAAAAAACAAAAAAACAAAAACAAGAA